Messenger RNA from Paramuricea clavata, 8173 nucleotides. The record is from the annotation of a GenBank genome assembly. Lineage: Eukaryota; Metazoa; Cnidaria; Anthozoa; Malacalcyonacea; Plexauridae.
AUGUCCACUCAAAAUGGAAUUUUGGGCGUUCUAACCUCCCAAAAACUGUGGACGGCACCUAGCAAGGAACAAUAUCUGCCAGCAUAUUUCAAGGAAAUAUGUGAUGAAUACCUUUUGUCAGAGGAUAAACAUAGAGUUUAUCCUGUUGAGGUUAGUGGUUCUUAUAUACAUUGGAAGUGAAUACCAGUAUGGAGCUGGCCUAUAGUUAAUUAAUUGGAAUGAUUUGUUUAAUAAAGCUUUUAUCACGGCUUUAAUGAACUAUUUAAACAUCCAAAAUGACAUUUUAAUGUUGUCUGAAUUAGUUUGAUUCCAGUAACAGAAACGAUCUUUUUAAUACUGUCAGGCAAAACUUUUGUAUACACAAUUCAGUUGCUCUUCAAUUGGUUUUUUUUUAAUAGUGUCUUGGUCUUCAAAGAAAUUCCAGACCUGCCACAUGGGUGAUUGGCUCCGAUUUUCACGUUCAACUUCUGGACGGAAAAGCGAAACGUAUACUUCAAGUGAAUCGCUAUACAGUGUAAUUGAAAACAUCCCAUUUGUCAGACAAUUGGAUUUCGAAGGUGAUUCAGUGUAUAGUGUAUAUAAUUGCAGGUUAAUUGUAUGUUAGAGUGGUGGAAAUGUCUGAGACAGUGGUCGAGAGAUAACCGUUAAAGUAGUUAGUAUAAGAUUCUUUAGGCUUUUGCAUAACGAUUAAUGGUUAAUAGAAAAAGGAAUGUAACACUAACUGUGAUUAUUGUUUAGGCGACCUUGAUGGUGGGAAAAGCCUUAUCGAAUUGAUUGAAUUGAUGGAACAUUAUAUGAAAGAUAAUUUUUUGGCAACAUUGCUUGUUUUGGGUGGACUUGGGAUUGGUGUCCAUUAUGAGCAAUUAAAUAAAAAAUCAGAUCGUGGUGUACCGCUCAUAAUGGUGUACGGACAGCCGGUAUCGGGGAAAUCAACCGCUACGUCAAUUGCAAUGUCCAUUCUUGGUCAUAAAACAAGCAUUGGCAGUAUGUACAGGGCAGUUUUGCAAUGAAAGCAAUGUACUUUAUUCAUAUAAGCAUGUUAUACCUGCAUGCAUGGAUUUAAGAAAUUGCGAAGCUUGUCAGUUUAUCAGAUUUAAUUUGUUAUUAAUGUAAUAAGAUAUCCGUGAAUGGUUUUUGGCGGAAUAGGUGGAAUUAGAAUUGGUAUUUUUAUCUUAUAUUCAACCAAAUGUGUACCACGCUACUAAUAGUAAUAUACAUUUCAAACCAUGAAUUCCUAGUUUGUUUCAAGUAUAAAUACCUGUGAAUGCCAUAUGAUAAAUUUUUUAUUAACCUCGCUUGCUCGGUAUGUACACAGAAAUAUCGGACCUCGGUCUUCUUGUACAAACAUUGCCCUAUACGCCACAGGCUCGGUCUGUACCAAAAAGAACAGUCGGUCCGACAUUUCUCCAUGUACAAACCUCGCAUUCGAUUAAUUAUAAGAAAUUAAUGUGUUUUUGUAAUUUCUCUAGAAUUAACGUCAGCUGGCGCCUUGAAGUUGACCAAAGGUCAAACCCUUCCGUUUUGGUGGGACGAUGCGUCAGAUUUCUCUGUUCUAGAAGAAUUGGCAGUUUCUUCAUACAACAACGUAAGAAUAAUUUUAAUGAAUAUUUUUCUAUAUAUAUGGAUCAUGAAUGUACUUUGAUCUCCUCACAGCUCAUCAUUGAUGCCAACAUCUGAAUGACAAAACUCACAAUUUUACCGCUUUUAGGCCAACCCCAGUAAUUAUUGUAUUGUAAACAUACCAUAAAGUGAUAAAGUUCAAAGUAUUUAAUAAUAAAGUAUCCAGUGACAGAGCUUUAUUUUUUCAAUUUUUUUAUUUGAAAUUUGUAAGUGCGUUAACAGUUCCAACAAUGUAUAUAGCUUCCACGGAAUUAAUCAUUUCAAACCGCAAGCAACACGGCACAUGGUCGUACGGAUGUUCUGAUGAUCACUUCUUCUUUUUCAUUAAUGUCUAAUGAAUAUCUCAAUAAAAUGUUAUAUAAUAAUGAAAGUGUUAUAUUCCUCCCUGAGCUAUAUUAGGCAAAUAAAUUUAUCAAUAUAAAAUCCAGAUAAUAUGCCACUACACAUAAAUGCAUGCAGGUUCUCCAUUUACAGUAAUUUAAUUAUACUAUAUGUAUAUAAUACAUAUAGUACUAAGUUUUGCAUGUAUAUUCACUAGCACAUAAUCAGUAUUAUAUAUACGUUUUGUAGUCCAUCAAGCAAACAGCCUACAGCAAACCUGCAACGAGUUCAAGAACCAAUGCUCUAAUAACAAUGAAUCCCAACUGUAUUCCAAAAAAAAUCAGAGGUGAUAAGCAAAUGAUGAUAAGGUAAAAAUGCAUGCAUUUUAUUAUAUAAAGAAUAGUGCUUUAUAGAGAUUUCGAGCACUGAUGAAAGUGAUAAUCUCACAUGUGUGAUUAUUCAUGAUAAUCGCACAUGUGAAAAUUAUCGCUUUUCAAUUAUCGCUUUUCUGUAAAAAUUAUCGCUUUUCAAAGACUGUCCUUUAUAUAAUAAACAGAAAAAUACACGGGUGCUUGGAAAUACCAGAUUUAUUUCUCGUGUUGAACAUGAUAUCUCACUCGUUCGUUGCGCUCACUCGUGAGAUAUCGAUCAUGUUCAACACUCAAAAUAAAUCUGGCAUUUCCGCGCACCCAUGUAUUAUUCUUUAUAUAUCUUUUUGGUAAAAUCAUCUAACAACUCAAUAACACAUUCCUUUCAUAAAAUUAGAGUGUUUUCACGGAUUGCAGUAAUCCCAUUCAAGGAAAUUAAUGAGGAACAGAACCUGGAAACAUGUAUGUUCCUGGAUGAGAAAUUAAAAACUAUAACAACGCAUUUGGCAAAGAGCGUUGGUGUUUUUUUGGAGCUUGCUCCACAGUUUGAUGUGAUGCACCGGGAUCAAAUGUUUAUACAGAUAUCGUCACAAGUGAAAAAGAACAAAUUGGACGUUCGUGCCCAGUUCAAUUAUGCCUUGUUGCUCUAUUCAACAGGAAAGGUAUAGCCACAAUAUUCAAUCAAGGCAACUUGUAGACUUUUAAAGCAUGCCAAAACGUUAAAUCAUUCGCAUCCGAUCUUUUAUGAUAUAGAAACUAUCGCCUUCGGCUUGAGUUUGCAUAUCUGAUAAAGAUCGCCGGAUCGGCUGCAAAUGUGUUAACUAUAGAGUAUAGUACACAUUAUCCUAAAAGUACAACGUAUUUCAGAUCAUUUUUUAUUGAACCACAUAGCUAUAAGCACGUAAUUAUUUUUCUAUAUUUCUUCUAAUUAGAUGCUAGAAAAGGUGGGGUUGAAAGACCGUUUUUUCCCCGGACUGCUGGAGUUUUUCUGCAAUGUAGUUACGCAGCAGUACAAAAACAUUACACUAACUGACACACAGCCUUCAAGUUCAAGAGUAGCUGAAACACCAACAUUAACAAACGACAUGACGGCAAUUUUAAUUGCUAUAGUCACAAGCGCUACCAAAAAUCCAAUUGAGGUAAGUUACAUGAUAGACUCCACUCUCUAGGCUAUAGCUCAGACAAGGUUUAUGGGGGGGGGAUGUUGACUCUGAAACAAUUAUGACUAAUUCAAUGUAAUGAAAAUAUCAAUUUGAUAUGCCAUACGGCUAGUUUUUCUAAUUUUAGCAUUGUCUAUAAUUCCUUAAUUAUUUAAAACAUCGAUUACUCAUUCAAUAUACUGCAUGGAUUAUCUUAAUAUUGACUGUCGGUUACUUUGUAUCAAUCUCGAACCCUUUAAUUAAAACCUAUCAAGCAGAUUAAACAGUAACGAGAGAGUAAAGUGAAUGAAAUUUUAACAUAUUUAGGUGUGUCAAUUCUUCGUACCAAAAUUUUACGCCAGAGCUUGUGGUUGUGGAGAGGUGUUUGGAUUUAAGGUGACUGAUGCGUUGGAAUACCUAGGCAAAAGCAAUAAAGGGUUGGAGAACGCAUUAAGAAGUCACAUUCGGACAUCUUGUCUGGGAUGUAACGGAGUGCGCAUAAAUGUUGGUGAAGGGCAGCCGAAAGGAUCACACAUACAAAGAAACAAAUUGCCCGAAGCUAUAAUACAAAACUUGGACAAGGGUUAGUUAAACAUUCAAAGUAGGUAGAUCGAAUCGCAGUCUCUAUAAUUUUCCGUGUCCAUAUUACAUAUACGGUAUUCCGUUUCCAAAUGUAUUAUUAUACCUAACGUUGAACAUACCAUGAAAACAAUGUGUGCAAACGUUCUUUGCUGAUCGUUUAAACAAAUAUUAUAUAAACAUUCCCUCAUUCCUUGUUCUCUAAUCUCGUGUUAAGAAAAUUUUGAUAAUUUCUACAUUAAUAAGUCAUGUUAAUGUAUCAUGUUAUGUUGUUUUCAGUAUUUCCCGAUGCAAAAAAAUUAGCAGAAAUAAAUCAAAAACAGAAAUCUUCAGGUAUACAUUCUAUUUAUAUUAUUUUUGGUACAGUACGCAUUUAUUGAUGCGCUACGCAUUUAUUGUUCGUAUAGUGUAAACAGGCAGACGUCAUUACUCAGAGGUAUAGAGUAUAUUAUGUAAUAUAAAACAUUUUCCCGGUUGAUAUUUAAUUUAGCAAUUAUGCGCCGAAGGCGUGGUGAUUAUGGGGGAAUAUUCACCGAGAUGAAAAAAAAGUCUUGUUGCCACAAGUCGUUUGUGUUUUUUGGGACUGAUUUUAUUUUAAUUUCGCUUAUUUCUUUAUUAGUAACUUCCACAAAACGCCUAGCCACUGCAGACAAGAAGCUCCCUGAAGUGCUAAAUGAUCACACUGGUAAAUGAAUUGCCUUUAUAUUAAUUUACUUCUUAUAUCUGCAGUUGUAAACGACUUCUUUUAACAAUCAGCGGACGCCAUAUAUUGCUAUAUAAAUAUAUGUUUAUACAUUUUUAGCCACUGCCACUGGCACUGCAGGCAAGAAGCUCCCUGAAGUGCUAAAUGAUCACACUGGUAAAUGAAUUGCCUUUAUAUUAAUUUACUUCUUAUAUCUGCCGUUGUAAACGACUUCUUUUAACAAUCAGCGGACGCUAUAUAUUGCUAUAUAAAUAUAUGUUUAUACAUUUUUAGCCACUGUAAACAAGAAGCUCCCUGAAGUGCUAAAUGGUCACACUGGCAAAUGAAUUGCCUUUAUUAAUUUACUUCUUAUAGUUGCAGUUGUAAACGACUUCUUUUAACAAUCAGCGUACGAUAUAUUUUUAAAAAUAUAUAGGCUAUGUUUAUACAUUUUUACCCACUGUAGGCAAGAAGCUCCCUAAAGUGCUAAAUGAUCACACUGGUAAAUGAAUUGCCUUUAUUAAUUUAUUUCUUAUAUAGUGGGACCCUAAUAUAUGUUUAUAAAUCUUUAGACACUGGAGACAAGGAUCAACAUGAAAUGUCAGAGAAUGACGAUGGUAAAUUGCCUUUUUUAUAAUUAAUAUUUGUCCCUUUAUCUCUAUAACUUUAUUUACUUCCUAUGUUUGGAGCCGUAGACGUCUUCUAACAUUCAGGUACCCUAAUAUAUGUUUUUAACUUUUUAGAACCUGAAGACAAGGAUCAACAUGGAAUGUCAGAGGAUGACGAUGGUAAAUUGCCUUUUUUAUAAUAUAUUUGUCCCUUUAAUCUUUGUAUAUAUUAACCUGAUUUACUUCUUAUGUUUGGAGCCGUAGACGUCUUAUAACAUUCAGCGGACACUAAUAUAUGUUUUUAAAUUUUUAGAAACUGGAGACAAGGAUCAACAUAAAAUGUCAGAGGAUGACGAUGGUAUAAAAGACCUUUUUUAAUCAAUUUUAUCUAACUUUAAAUUACUUCUUAUAAGUUCGCAGGUGUAAACGACGUUUCUCCAACUGUAUUGGACCAUAAACGUAGAAAUUAGUAUAAUUGCUCUUUCAUGGGGAUUAUAUAGUUAAGAUUGGGAUAAUAGUCAAGAUGACUUCAUUCAUACAAUUACAUUUAGUACUAAUUUUAAGAGGAUGACAUUUAUAUAUAUUUUUUAUAUAUAUCCGCCGUAUAGAAAAGGAACCAGAAGAUGACGUUGGUAAAUGACCUUUACUAUAUUACAUAUGUUUUUUUCCUAUCUAAAAUAAGUAUAACUAUUAACGCCGAUUCAUGCACUUAAUGGAACUGUCGAGCAUGAGCAUGCAUGCAGGUUGACAAUGUAUGUUAAUUUAAGAAAAUGACGUACUUUACGCCGUAGAGAAUCGCGUAUGAUUGACCUCUUCUACAUAUGGUUUAUUUAUCUCUUUUAUCUAACUUUAUUGUAUAAAGUAUAAUGCUUUAUAGAGAUUUCGAGCACUGAUGCAUGUGACAUUAUUUAUGAUAAUUUCACAUGUGAAAGUUAUCGCUUUUCAAUUAUCGCUUUUCUGUAAAAAUUAUCGCUUUUCAAAGACUAUCCUUUAUAUAAUAAACAGGAAAAUACAUGGAUGCUUGGAAAUACCGGAUUUAUGUCUCGUGUGGAACAUGAUAUUUCCGCGCACCCAUUUAUUAUUCUCUAUUUAAUUUACCUCUUACAUUGUGGCAGCUCGGUUUAAACGACUUUUUUUCUAACAGUUUCUCUUUUCCUAAAUCCUAACAUGUGUUUAUAUAAAUUUUUAGCCACUGGAGACAAAAACCAACAUGAAAUACCAGAGGAUGACGAUGGUAAAUGAAAAAUAGUGAAACCUUUUUAAUUUUAGUUCGUGCAAAAACGUAGUUUGCGACUUUAUGUCGGACUUUAUAACGCAGCGGAAAGUAUAAAGUACAAGUAAUUGGACAUGAACAUUAAUAAAUAUGAAAAAGGAACGCCGAUUACUUUGCAAUUGCAUGAUUGCUUUGCGAUACUUCUAGUGCGAUAGCAGUGAUGGGCUUCAUGAAGUAUGAUACGUCCAAUGAAGUGGCAUCAGUGGCGUUACCGAGGCCAUUACGCUCGGGGGGGUGUAUUUCUCUAUACUUACCGACUGGAAUUCCCCCCUCCCCUAAAACCCUGGAGAGCGGGGAAGGGAAGGGUUUAGAACCAUGCAGCGUCAACUGCAUCUUACUGAAAAAUUUCACGAGUGCAAACAGGUCAUUCACUGAUUUUGCCUAACAUUUUAGUCGGUAUGUCCAUUUACCGACAUUGUAUCAAUUUACCUACCAAUUUCAAACUUUACCGACCAUUUUCCAAAAAUACUGGUGGGCCGGUGUCACAAACACAACACCCCUCUCCUCGGCACGCCCCUGCGUGGCAUUAUCCAUGAUUCAUCAUCUAAUAGAGCAUACUAUAAUAAAAAUGCAGAUCGACGUAUGUAUAUAUUAUUAUGAAUAUCAUUUUUGUUGCUCUUUUUAUCAAUAUAUACAGAAAACAAGGAGCUACUGAAAGUACUAGAAGGCGACGAUGGUAAGUUUUAGUUGUAUUUUUAUUUGUUGUUGUAUAAAUGCAGCUAUAAAAAAAAGCAAUUCUUCCUGUAUCAAUGGGCCAAUAAACGUCAAUAUUGUAAGCAUUAAGCAUCACACUUUGAUGAAAAUGAUAUUUAAUUUGUUCUUUUUUAACCACUGUAGACAAAGAGCUUCCUGAAAUACUACAACCAGGAAAGGAUAAAAACGGUAAAUGGCCCUUUCUAUCGCGAUUCGUCUCAUCUAGAUUACUAUAACUUUAAUUAAUUUACUUUUUAUGUUCAGUUUACGUAAACCCUUUUCUCCAACGAACCGUCAUUGGACCCUAUUAUUACACUUUCAUGCACUGAAGAUGACAUUUAAUUAUAUAUUUUCAGCCAGUGGUGACAAGGAAGCUGAAACUCCAGUAUCAGAAGAUGACGAUGGUAAAUGGCCUAUUAUAUCACUAAUAGAACCAAUUAAACAAAACCUAGGAAAAUUACGAUAAUUGCAAGUUAUUAAAAGGAAGGACAUUCCAAAGCAAAACGCAGCACUUAUAUAAGCCUAUUUCCCAUUUCAUUUAUUUAAAGGAGACACAACGUAUCUCCUUCAAUGGCAGUUACAUGCUUUCAUGUCUGCAUGGUUUUCACAAGCGAUGCAAGCAUAAUUAGCAUUGUAUUUAUAAAAGGCCAUCACGGAACAACUGUGGAUCCGCAUAGCUAUGAUACUGUCUAUAUAGGCUGACAAAAAAGUCAUCACAUAUUUUAACUAAUCUAACGUAAAACUCCUCUCAAAUAUAUAUUUUAGUGACGUCCCAAACAAUGAAAGAGAAAGUGAUCAAACGAAAGAAAACCCAAGCAUUAGAAGACGGGCUAAAAACAUAUUUUCAGCCAUCGUCCAAAAAACGCUCACGAAAACCGAAAAUUUUUUAA